AUGGCAACCACCGAACGCCCUGCAGCAUCCCUCCACGCCGAACACAAAGGCCCCUGCACAACGGAAACAGACCACGGAAAAGGCACACCCAGACCUGGUUCCGAAAUCGAGAAAACCCGCGCUGAACUCAAAAUUGGUGAUCGGGUUGAGUAUCAUCCCGUUGAAGGUUCUAUGCAGACCACGACAGGUACGAUUGAGGAUAUUGAGACCUGUCCAGUCGACAUUGGCGGUCGUCAUGUUCGGGCUUCCCCUGAGGAGCCGAGGUACUUUAUCAAAAAUGAUCAUACUCAAAAGACUACUGCCUAUUUCAAGAAAGCGAUCCAAAGGAAACUUGAGUGA
Molecule: messenger RNA, 339 nt
Organism: Spizellomyces punctatus DAOM BR117
Lineage: Eukaryota; Fungi; Chytridiomycota; Chytridiomycetes; Spizellomycetales; Spizellomycetaceae
Exons: 2
Coding region: 1-339 (112 amino acids)
Source: RefSeq, a predicted model, not a curated record